Messenger RNA from Vicia villosa (hairy vetch), 711 nucleotides. RefSeq lists its product as uncharacterized. The transcript has 2 exons. Lineage: Eukaryota; Viridiplantae; Streptophyta; Magnoliopsida; Fabales; Fabaceae. Bases 1 to 711 code for a protein of 236 amino acids. The record is from RefSeq and is a predicted model, not a curated record. Gene Ontology annotation, molecular function: nucleic acid binding; zinc ion binding.
AUGCUAGAGAAAGAAGCUGAGGAUUGGUGGAGUAAAAAUGUGCAAAGAUUUGAUGAGGAAGACAUAAAAGUUACUUGGGCUCUCUUCCGUGAUGCAUUUUUGGAAAACUAUUUCUCGGAAGACGUGCGUGGAAAGAAAAAGGUGGAAUUUUUGGAAUUGAAGCAAGGGAAUGGAACUGUAGCGGUGUAUGUUACAAAAUUUCAAGAGUUGAUCAUGUAUUGUCCUCAUUACAAUACUAUGAAUGCAGAGAAGUCUAAGUGCUUGAAUUUUGUGAAUGGUUUGAGGCAUGAUAUCAAGAAAGCUAUUGGUUACCAACAAAUUACUCGUUUUACAGAGUUGGUUAACAAGAGACGGAUUUAUGAUGAGGAUAGUAGGGAGAGUGCUUCUCACUACAAGUCUUCGAAUGAUGGGAAAGGGAAUGGACCGUACCGUGGGAAACCGUAUGAAGAUAAUGUGGAGGGUAUGACAGAUAAGAAGAAGCAGAAAUAUGGUUAUGGCGGAAAGCCAAGUGGAGGAGGAGCUAUUACUCCGAUUAAGCGCUACAAGUGUGGUGUCAAGGGACAUCAUGGUAAUGAAUGCAACGGGAACUUUGGAAAGUGUUUCAAGUGUGAUAAGCCGGGUCACAAAGCUGUGGAUUAUAGAGUUGGUUCGAGUGUGAUUGCUAAAAUUGUGGUUAGCAAGGGCACAUUAGCUUCAAGUGUGAUAAGCUAA